Recurvomyces mirabilis is the source of this 2328-nucleotide messenger RNA. RefSeq lists its product as uncharacterized. Gene Ontology annotation, molecular function: GTPase activator activity. The record is from RefSeq and is a predicted model, not a curated record. Gene Ontology annotation, biological process: activation of GTPase activity. The transcript is spliced from 3 exons. Lineage: Eukaryota; Fungi; Ascomycota; Dothideomycetes; Mycosphaerellales; Teratosphaeriaceae. The coding region runs from base 1 to 2328 and encodes 775 amino acids.
AUGCGCAGUCUCGAAGACGCGUCCGCAAGCUGGCAAGAACUGAAGCAAUACAGGACUCUAUCUGACCUUCGACAAGCAACUCGCGUAACAGACACUCUCCCAUCACAUAUCGCUGGCGCCGGACUUCGCUCUGCUGCCUGGAAAUCAUUCCUUCUGUUUGACUCUGUCGACACGGCAGAAUGGCCCAAAGUCCUUGCCGCUUCCCGCUCAGCAUACGAGUCACUACGUACUCACUUCCUCCGCCACCUCGACAACCCGGAUGAGUAUGGCGGUGGCGACGACAGCGAGACCCAAGCAAACCCGACCCUGGAAAAUGAUACGGCAUUAUUAGCAGAGAUCCGCCAAGACGUCGACCGCUGCAUGCCGGAGAACCACUACUUCCUCCAGCCCCCCACCCAACAAAAACUCCUCGACAUCCUCUUCGUCUGGUCCAAACUCAACCAAGACGUCUCCUACCGCCAAGGAAUGCACGAACUCCUCGCCCCGAUCCUCUGGGUCGUGGACCGCGACGCCAUCGAUCUAGGCCAGAGCAGUAAAGUGCAUGGUGAGGAUGCGACCGUCCGCGUCGUCUUCGAUGCUGAGAAUGUGGAGCAUGAUGCCUUUGCCCUUUUCAGUAGGGUCAUGCAAAGUGCCAAGGGUUUCUAUGAGGGGACGACGCAUCAGGCUGGUGAGAACCCGAUUGUGGUGAGGAGUCGGAGGAUCUUUGAGGAGAUGCUACCGCAGAUUGAUUCGGAGUUGGCGGCUCAUCUUCAUCGGAUAGAGAUUGUGCCGCAGGUGUUUCUUAUUCGCUGGAUUAGGUUGCUCUUUGGUCGGGAGUUUGGUUUUGACGAUCUGCUUGCUUUGUGGGAUGCUCUGUUCGCGAACGAUACGACGCUGGAAUUGGUCAACCAUAUUUGUAUAGCGAUGCUUCUACGUCUACGCUGGGAGCUCUUGGCAGCGGACUACAAUUCGGCUCUGGCACUACUACUCCGCUAUCCGUCGUCACCGGCACGGGAUCACCCUCCACAGACUCUAGUCCACGAUGCCCUCUACCUUCGCGACCAUCCCAAUUACGAUGGAGCUGCGUAUCUUGUACUCAAAUACACUGGUCGUCCACUUCAAUCGCUCAAUCGCGCACUUACGCCACCAGCACUACAAAGAAACAUUACAGCAUUCUCCGGCAUUUCCACCUUAGGAUCCGGACCCAUCUCGCCAAUUCGCCAACGAAACAAACAUCUUCAACGCCCCUCCUCGGCUUCAAACCGUCAGCAAUCAGGCCUCGAGGUCAUGCUAUCCUCCACAGCCCGCGAUAUCUACGCACGCGGCACUAAGACUGUUCGUAGUGCUGUGGACGAAGUACAUAAGCGUGCGCAAGAGAUCAGGGACGUACAGACACCUUCUUUGCCUCCUCGCGGUACUCCAGGCAGGGAAGUAGGACCAGAGCAACUGCUGAAGAGGGUCGCAGCGCUGGAGAAGCGGAACAAGCAGUUGGGUAAGCUGCUCGAGGGUGCUGUGGGAGAAUUGUGGGAGUUUCAGAGGUUCGUUGCCGAGAAAGACGAUGGUCUGAAUAGUGGAAGUGGCGAUGAGAAGAAGGAGGGCAUUGAAGCUGAUCUGGAGAGGUUGAGCGUGGCUGUCGCUAAAGUGCAGUUCGUGCAGGUCUAUCUUGAGGAUGCUAGUUUGCCUCUACCUGUGGACGAGGAAGGUGUUGCCGCUGCGGAGCACAUGCCGGCGAUGUCCCAGAUUGAGGCCACUAUACCUGCCCAGGACUACGCUCCCCAAGAGAAGGAGGUGGAAACUAUAAUGCACCCGCAGAGCAAGACACUAGCCGAUCCUGACUCCUUCGAGGAAAUGGACUCGGGAUCCGCGACGCCUGCGCGACAGCCACAACCACAGGGUGGAGAAGUCCCGAGAAUCACUGUUGGUGGUAGUGAUGAAAGUGAUGCGGCAAAGGGUCCACGUCAGGACUCGAUUCCUGUUGGAGUCACUGCCGCACACGAGCGAUCGACCCUGGCUGAAGGCUCAUACUCGUGGAUGCUUGGCGAGUCGGAGACGAAAGCCAAUGCCACGAGGCCGACGCAUAGUCCAGGAAUGGAGACGACUGUACCAGCUACGCCGGAACGAAGACCGCAAGCUAAAGGUUUCCUGUUCGGCGAAAAGGAGGGCGGAAGCGGGGAUGGCGAUGCUGACGAUGAGGAUGGGGGCGGAAGUGUUCGCGGUAAUGAGAGCGAGGGCCUCAGCGAACCCCCGCCGACACUCGUCGUGGCGCGAUCAAGGAGGAACCCUGGUAAAGGUAGGAAGGUGUUGGCUGCGAAGGAGAGGCUUGGGGAUGGGGAUGAUGUUUUUCGAUGA